AGGAGAUAUAAGCAUGCUUUAUGUAUAUGAAUAUACAUUAGGGGAUACGAAAAUGCCUUUGUGUACACGAAUAUAUAUUAGGGGAUAGGAGAAUGCCUUUAUGAGAUAUAUACAGUGGAUAAUUAAAAAUAAUGGAUCAAUAGAUUAACAUAUUUUGCAACAAAAUGUCAUUUUUGGUUAGAUGCCAAAGAAAUUGGCAUUAUAAUGCAAUUGUAUUAGCAAAGGUAAAAGUUAGUAAUCGAUGCUUUUCAUAUACAGCAUGUCGAAAUCAGUCACUAGCCCCUUUAAAUUAUAUUAAUGGUGAAAGAUCUUAUCCGACGGGUUCAGGCAGUUUCGACCUACGAGAGCCUGCAACUGGUAAACUACUUGGGGUGGUUAAUUGCUCUGCUAACGAGGAUGUCACAAGUGCUGUGUCGGCUGCAGGAAGAGCAUUUACAAAAUGGUCGGCAUUGUCUGGUAUCGAACGAGCCAAAGUGUUACAUCGAGCAGCAGAUAUUGUUAGGCAAAGACAAGAUGAAAUUGCAAAGUGGGACAGUGUUGACACAGGUGGGUAUGAUGAUCCAGUACUUUUUCAGGCGAGGUGUACUUCCAACUUGACUCUACCGAUAGCAUGUUGGUACUAGACCAAUACAAGAUGACCCUUAUUGUAUUUCUAGGAUAAAUUGUGCAAAACUGAAUAUAGAAUAUAAAAUAUGAAAAUAAUAGUAUCGAGUGUCCCUAAAAGUUGGCUAAUGGUGAUAUCGUUUUAACAUUACAGGACGGUGUGCGAGUGAAUUACAUUAUGACAUCAGUGGUGCAAUUGAAUCAUUAGAGUACUAUGCUUCACUGGCAACAACAUCCGUUGGCCACCAUGUCAAAUUAGAAGAUGGAAACUUUGCUUACGUCACCAAGGAACCUUAUGGCAUUGUUUCAGGUGGAGUGUUUUAAUCCAAUGAAUACCAGCAUGCUUUCCUUGAUGAUCUCAGUAAAAUUAUCUGAAAUUAUACAGAGCAAGAUAACAAUGCAUUACAGCAGGAUGCAACCCUAAUGCACCCUACUUUACAAUACUUGCUGGCGUGCAAUGGGUAACAAUUACCUUUCACUUUAUUGGUUCAGUUCUGACCUGGUUUCACAAGUUAUCGCAGAAAUAUCUUACACUGGUCAUAGAUGCGAAAGGCACAUAAAUUAUAUAUGCUAACCAUUGUGUCAUUAAACCUUUUAUAUUUCUCACAGCAAUCGGUUCAUGGAAUUUCCCAUUCUGUGGGGCAUCCUGGAAAGUGGCACCUGCAUUGGCUGCAGGUAACACAAUGGUAUUCAAACCCUCGCCCCUUGCUCCUAUCACCACCACCCUGCUUGCAGAGAUCUUGCAUGAUGCUGGUGCCCCACCUGGCACACUCAAUGUGGUACAGGGCGAGGCAGAAACUGGUGGGUUGUUAUGUCGUCAUAGUGAUGUAGCCAAGGUGUCAUUUACUGGUGGAAUUCAGACUGGAGCAAAGGUUAACGUUUUGAAAAUUGAAAAUACACUGAAUUGAAAAUACAUUGAUUUCAGCUAUUGGUUGUUGUAAAUUGUACACCUCGACUAGGGGAAAACAUCCUAUGUUUCAUACAUAUUUUUUUAGAUCAUGGAAAGUUGUGCACCUGGAAUCAAAGAUGUCACAUUGGAGUUAGGAGGAAAGUCCCCACUAAUUAUAUUUCCUCAUUGUGACAUGGAAAAUGCGGUGAAUGCUGCUUUGAACGCAAAUUUUGAAUUGGUAGGACAGGUAAUGUGCAAGAUUCUCCCAUUGAUGAAUAAAAUUGUCUGGCAGUAGACAGAGUAAAAUAAGAAAGUAUGUCACAUUGGAGUGCAAUGGGUUAAUAGGAAAUUAAUUAUGGCAGCGUAGAUGAUGGCCAACUUCAGGAAUUUCUAUUAGUAAUGUAUCUACACUGCAGAAUCGUGCUUUAUGGGUUGCCCAGCUAAAACCACACCCAGGCUGUUGGAAGUGGGGAAGCCCCCCAAUAAUUUCCAUUUGUAUAAGAAAACACACACAAAAGAACUAGAAAAGUGCGAAAGAAAUUCAGAUUUAUUCUUGAACCCCCCAAUAUUGAUUCACUUCCAACUGCCCUUGCACACAAAGCAAUAACUAGUUGAAUGGGAUGUUAGCAAAACAGGCCAGUUUGGUAACCAUCAAUUAACCUCUUCAUUCAGUCACAGUUCUAUUAACUGUGAUUCAAUCAUAUUUCCCUAGUCUUGCACAAAUGGUACAAGAGUAUUUCUUCAUGAAAGCAUCAAAGAUGAAUUUACAGAGAAAAUUGUUGAAAGAACAAAGAAUAUAAAAGUUGGACAUCCUGCAGACCCCAGUGUGCAGAUGGGUGCUAUGAUUUCUGAAGAUCAUUUGAAUAAAGUAUUGGGUUUUGUCCAGUCUGCAAAAGACGAGGUAUAUUAGAUCAGAUAAUUACUAUGCAAAAAUCUCAUCAGUUUCUUCGAUGUCGUAUAUCUUCUUAAAUUCCACAGUCCACUCAGCUCUGACUGGCUAUUCUUUAUUUCUUAUAUAUUGUGUCAAUAGUAUCUCAACUUUUCUUCCUUCAAGGUCUUCCAUCCCCACAUCUUUUUCUGAUCUCAUUAUUUCAUAACCAGCUUUCCUUUAUAUCUCUUCUUAUUGCAUGUCCAUACCAUCUCAACCUUGCUUCACUUACCUUCUCUGCAAUGUCUAGCACCCCACAUCUUCUGAUCUCUCCAUUCCAUUUUGGCCCUGACCAGCUCUUCUUCAUCUCUUGUAAAUACAUGUCUCAACCUUGCUUCACUCGCCUUCUCUGCAAUGUCUACCAUUGUCUACCAGCCCAAAUCUUCUGAUCUCUUCAUUCCAUUAUGUCUCUGACCAGCUCUUCUUCAUCUCUUCUAAAUACAUGUCCAUACCAUCUCAACCCUGUUCCUCCACGUUCCCUGCAAUUCCUAUCCACACAUCUUCCUUCCCAUCGAUCGCUUCAUUCCACAUCUUGUCCAUCUAGUGAAACCCUUGGCUUGCCAUAUUGAUUGUAACUGGUCAUAUCAGCCACUCAUGUUUUAAAUAAUUUAUUAGUAGUUCUUUCACCCAUUGAGUGGCAGCACACUCGCCUUGAUAAGUAAAAUUGUCUGGUGUUAAACAGAGAAAAAUAAUCUGGCAUCAGACAUACAGUACAGUAGUAAAAUAAUAAAGUAGGAAGCAUUGGCACUUGUACAUGUAAUGGCUUACAAUUAAUGCUUGUAAUUAUCAUGUGCGUGUUUCUUUCUACAGGGAGCUGAUGUUCUUUGUGGUGGUGAACGUCUAUUGAUGACAGAUGCCAAGAUUUCAGGAGGGUACUACAUGUCACCAUGUGUGCUGACAAACUGUCGAGAUGACAUGAAAGUUGUACGGGAGGAAGUAUUUGGACCAGUCAUGUCAUUAUUGAGCUUUACUACAGAGGGAGAGGUUAUUGAGAGAGCAAACGAUACUCAUUAUGGAUUGGCAAGUGGAGUGUUUACAAGGUAAGGUACCAGUACAGUACAGUAAAGCUGUCUACAGAGUCGCUCACCUGGUGUGGUUAACUAAUACAUGUAACUACAGUAGCUACAGUAUGUUAGCAAAAAAAAAAUUGGCUACUUGAUGAAAUUAGGAAUUAGAGACGACCCAACUGUGGUUUGAAUGUCACACCCCUUAAGUGGUAUUCUUGUGGCAAAUCAACUGAAAUUGUUUUGCAUACUAAAAACAGAUGGAAACUACAUAUGGCAACCCUCACAAGACUGGAGUUUUGAAGUUAAACAAUCAUAUACUGUACUUUCAAUGUAAUUUUUCACAUAAUAUGUAGUUAUGUUAUUUUUCGCAAGUCUGAUUUGGGAAAUUGCUAGCUAAAUAUAAUUGUAGCUAAUUAAGGAAAGUGGUUAUAGUGACAGUAGUGUGUUAACCAAGUUUAUGAUGUUUCGAGGCAAGUUCUGUACCUUUAUUGGAUGAAAAUAUUAUAGUAAAAAUAGACAUUGAUUGAACAAAAUGUAAAAUGUAUUAUUAUUAUUAUCACUGACAGUGUCUGUUUAUGCAUAUAUAUUCCUGUUUGUAUUUCCAACUAUUCCAUCCAACACUGAUUCAAAUUCAUCUGGUGAGAUGAAGUCAUGCAUAUGACAAUUUUAUGUUCAGUUUCCCCAUUAUAUCCAGCCUCAUACUUUAAUAAUUUUGUUUUUUCAGCGACCUUACUCAAGGUCACAGAGUGGCAGUGAAGCUGAAUGCUGGAGGAUGUUGGAUAAAUACAUACAACAUAUUUCGACCACAGUUCCCUUCUGGGGGCUUUAAGAUGUCCGGUAUCGGCCGGGAGAAUGGACACGAUGGAUUUGAUGCAUACACACAGACCAAAGUAGUUUAUGUCGGCAAUGGGAAUGUGGAGACACCUUUUUAGGAAAGUAGAUUAUUUGGUUUAGUCAACAUCAGGGGUGCACUGGAAGUCAGAACUCGGUUUAGUUCUGGCCGGAACCCUGAUUUUUCAGAGAUCUCUCUCCUUGAUUACUUGAAUUAAAUCUGUUCCAGCCGGAACUUAUUUCCAGUUCCGGUCCGGUUGGAACUUUAAAAAUUGGUUCUGGUGCACCCUUAGUUGAUUGCUAAGACAUUGUCUAAUUUCACACAUGUUUGUCAAGAAUAUUAAUUUGAAGGUUCAACUUAUUGCCAUAAAUAUACUAGACAAUGUUUUUAACUGUCAUUUCCAUCCUUGGAUGCAAAACAGAACAGAACAUAAAGAUAUGGGCAUCUCUCAUAAGCAGACACCUCUGGAAACAACGGAACAUCAAAGUUGGGGAUAUGGCCACAGUGCAGUAAAUGGCAAUAUUCCUGAGAAACGAGAGUUUCAGGCUGACAGUUUAAUUAAUGCUGUAGUGAUGUAAUCCAGCUGGCUUUACAUUUGAUUAAUGAUUUAGUGUAUCAUGUAGUUUACCUAUCAUGUUCUUUUCUUUUUCUUCUUUGGUGUUUCAUUACUGUUCUUCUGGGAUUUUUUACCUUUCUUUUUUGAUUUUUCUGAACUAGCAGUUGCUGAUCUCUUUAACUUUGCCUUUGAUCCUCGUUUCCUAUUUGAUGUUUCUUUAUCGUUUUCUAAAGUACCGUGAUAAAUGAUGUUCAAUUAACUGCAGUACAAACUGCUAUUACAUUCUACUCAAUCUUUACUAUACCAGUAUUCAUGUUUAUUGAAG
This is a messenger RNA of Paramuricea clavata, 5140 nucleotides long. The record is from the annotation of a GenBank genome assembly. Lineage: Eukaryota; Metazoa; Cnidaria; Anthozoa; Malacalcyonacea; Plexauridae.